Armigeres subalbatus is the source of this 1535-nucleotide messenger RNA. RefSeq lists its product as uncharacterized. Gene Ontology annotation, molecular function: zinc ion binding; nucleic acid binding. The record is from RefSeq and is a predicted model, not a curated record. The transcript has 2 exons. Lineage: Eukaryota; Metazoa; Arthropoda; Insecta; Diptera; Culicidae. The coding region runs from base 227 to 1411 and encodes 394 amino acids.
AAAAAAAGCGUUUGUAAAACAGAAGUGAAAAUAAUUCAGUUCGGUUCGUUGUUCAAGAACUAAAAUCGCAAGAUUUGGAUAACAUCUGAUAUUUAGUUUUCUCGGUGGUUAUCAACACGAUAAGAUUCUUAGUGAUAUUAUCAGUAUUUUAAUAGACAUUAGCCACAAGCAAAAUCGUUGUAGGUUAGGAACACCUAACGCCGUUGUGUAAUAGCGCGAGCUUGACAUGAACAACUUUUGUCAUCGUUCAAUGCUGGGCAUGAGCCGUCUAACGAAGAAGAAGAAAUCGACAGCAAAUGAAUGGGUAGAAGAGCCAAUCGAUGAGGACCAUGAAGACGAACCGAGCUUUUUCAACAGAAGAAACUCUACUAUGAAGGCAGUUGGUAAUGAAUCGUCCGUAUUAACUUCAAUGUCGUUCGCUUCUCUUCAAAUUCCCGAGUGUAAGCCGGCGGAAGGUGAACAGGAAAUCGACAAACGAUCUUUCGAGCAGUGGCGAGAUGUCCUGGAGGCAUCUAUGAAGUUCUCUGGAAUCACAGACGAGUCUACAAAGAUGACUGUUUUCCGUAUGAAGGCCGGACCAAGGCUAAUCGACGUUCUGGAUAACACGUUUUCUAGCCUCUCUGCUCCUGAUGAAGUGGAACUACCGUACUCAAAUGUCAUGUUUCGUUUGAAGCAAUUUUACGGUUCCCGAGAUUAUAUUCUUCUCCAACGUCAAAGGUUGCGGAGCAUGGUGCAAGGCGCCACAGAGGGAGACGUAAUAUUCGUUAAGCGUGUGGCGACCGCAGCAAAGCUGUGCGAUUAUGGUAAUGAGCAACUGAUGGAGAGCGUAGCAGACGUGGUGCAGUCUCAUGCGUUGAAUAGCAAAGUGUGCGAAGCGGCCCGGAAAAUUCUGCGAAAAGGCGGUGCUAUAACGGAGUUAUUGGACAAAGUUCGAUCGGCGGAAGUGGAACGUCAAAGUGAGGAGUUGUACGCUAUGACGCACAAACAGCCUGUUGCAAAUAUAGCUGCCGUGUCAUAUUCCUCAUCUCACUUUUCCCACAAUAAGAAUCAACAAACUUAUCGAGGAAAAGCUGACAGGUUUCGAUCAAGAGGUGCACCAAGGGGAAGAGGGUAUCUGAACCGAUACGAUCAAGGAAGCGACAAUCGACGCUUGCACUGCUGGAGAUGCGGUAGCACAUUUCAUCGUUCGCAAAACUGCCAUGCGGUUGACAAAGUCUGCCGUCGGUGCCAAGUUAAGGGACAUAUCGAGCGCGUCUGUCGCUUGGUGCCGGAAGAGGGAUUGAAGCGUCAUGCGGCUGCCAGCUCGGAGCCGGUACCGGAUCCGAAAAUUCGGAAGAUCACAAUGACUGCUGAUGUUGAAAAAGAUCUAAGCGAGAGUGCAGAUACUAAGCCUGUAAGUGAAUUAAAUUAACUAGAACACACAAAGAAUAUUACAAUCUACAUUGAUUUUUACGGAAUAUGACUGACUGAAGUUGAAGUAACCUUUUUUUUUCCUGAACAAAUGAUAUUCCAUUAAAUAAAAUAAAGAAAAAGCA